AUGCCGUCUUCUUCGGAGAGUUCCUCCCGGUCUUCAGAGGACACUCUCGUCAAACAUCACCCUCUAUCUCCGUCGUCUAUUGAUGAGAAACCGCGCCACCACCGCCGCCACCACCGUCACCCUGCCUCGUCGAUCCUCGCGAAUGUGCUCCGACGCAAAGACCCCGACGAAGAAGAAGAUGAUGAUGAAGACCCCAGCAGCGGCGGGGGCUAUCUGAUGCGCGACCCGCACGCCCACCGGAUGCAGAAGCUGCUGCUGGGAUGCAUCGGUGUGCUGUCAAUCCUGUGCGCGGGGCUCACCGGCGCCGUGAUCAAACUCAGCGUCACGCCCAAGGACGUCUUUCGCCACGUCCCCGAGGCCAAGGCGGAAGUCAUUCAUACGCCGGGCGUGAUGCCGCCGAUCCUGGGACCUGAAUUCACCAAAAAGACAGUGCUCUUCCAACGAAACGAGUCGUUCAUGGGUUCCAAGGAGAAGGCGUAUCCGGCAUGGCACGAGAUACUGCAUCGCGCGCGCCACGGCCGCGUGGCGUUUGACAGCAUGCCCGGCGAAUUCUACGGCGUCGCUGGGUACCAUCAACUGCACUGUGUGUGGCUUCUCCAGUGGGCCGUCGACUACUCGGUCCGCGGGAUCGUGCCCGACGAGUUGACCGCCGAUCACAUGUUUCAUUGCACCGAGUAUCUGCGGCAGUCGGUCAUGUGCUACGCGGAUCCGACGCUGGAGCGGCGCUUUGCAGGCAUCUUGGGACCCUUCAGCGCCAACAACACCCAUGUCUGUGGCGAUUGGGACAAGUUGAUGGACUGGGCGGACGACCAUAUCUAUCUCGGACCGUACCUCAAUCCCACCACCAAGUUGCCGCCCUAG
Messenger RNA from Fonsecaea erecta, 861 nucleotides. RefSeq lists its product as hypothetical. Bases 1 to 861 code for a protein of 286 amino acids. NCBI's taxonomy places the organism in Eukaryota, Fungi, Ascomycota, Eurotiomycetes, Chaetothyriales, Herpotrichiellaceae. Gene Ontology annotation, biological process: mycotoxin biosynthetic process. The record is from RefSeq and is a predicted model, not a curated record. The transcript is spliced from 3 exons.